CAUACUCAAUUAGUAAAUAAAUAGAACUAACCGACUUGGCGGUGAUUUUUCCAUGUUAAAAUUAAAGCAAUCAACUGCCUUUAUUCAUAUAAUCAUAUUUUACCUGUGACAAAUCAAGACAAUGACAAAGGCCAGCCAAUAAUGGCUCGCAUUACCAAUAUCUUGGACUUGGAUCCCAGUUGUAUAUUAUACAUUUUUAAGCUCCUUAGCUUGGAGGACCAGUUGCACUUGGCCCGCUGUUGUCGCCUUUUUCGGGAUGCCUUCCUCUACCUGCACCGCCAUCAUUUCCAGACAGUCAUUGAUAAGGACACGAAUCUAAGGACUUUGGAAGAUUGGCACACAUUUUUGUGGCUGUGCGGUGGUCGUAUUCGUACCUUGGAGUCCCAUUUCGACGAUGACCAUCCACUGCAAUUGCUGCCGUUGAUCAGCAGACAUUGCUACAGAUUAGAGGAGAUCUCCAUAUUCAAUGCUACGGUGGCCCGCGCGCAGCCUUAUCUCUUGAGGAUUAGUUCUCUAAGGAAGGUGCAUGUGCGCAACUACAAGAGCACUAGCAAGGACCUAAUCAGGGGCAUACGAAUACACCUGCCGCGUGUUAACAGCUUAAGUCUGGAGAGCUUUGAUCGCAGGGAGUUACAAGAAGUGCGUCACUUCAGCGAAAUGAUUGAGCUUGGCUUGUACGAUGAGGUGACCUCCUCAGAGUUUGCCACAAUUGUAAAGUCCAUGCGGCAACUACGUUGCCUCCAGCUGCGCAACGCCAAACGCUUUCUGGUCACAAGCAAUCUUAGGAUGCUGACUACAAAUUGUCGCCAGUUGGAGAAGCUGACGUUUCACGACUGUGACGCCGAUCUUUUAAUCCUGCCGCAGUUUGCGAACCUCAAGUACCUGCAAAUAUACUGCCCGGAGGAGCUGAAGACGCGCCUUUUCAAGGCACUGGCGAAAAGCCAGUGCUCCACGCAGCUGGAGUACCUCAUCUUGCAUCGAAAACGUUGGGUUGACGAAGAGCAGGCGCAGUACAUCAGUGUUCUGAAGGCACUCCGAUGGCUGGUUUGCAAGCCACGUGAUGACCUUUGUGUUCGUCAUUUGUCAGAGUUGCGGCAACUGGAGUGCCUUUCCCUACAGGCGGCGCGAGAAAUUGGAGAAACACAGCUCUCCCUGCUGGUGGCCAACAAUGAGCGGCUGCGGUAUCUAAACAUCUGCUUUUGCCCUGGCAUCACAGACGCCUUCGUUCUGGAUACUCUCGGCAGUUUGUCCAGACGCACAGUUCACCAACCUCUGGAGCUUUUUGCUGCGGCCACUGACAUCAGGCAUGACAUCAUGGAGCGGGUGCCGCAUGAAUUUCCUGUAAAAAUGCUCAGUUUAAACUUUGAGUGCAGCGAGGGAAUGACCAGCGGGGGGCACUUUUAUGCCGAUGAGGCAGAAUUCGAUCGCCAAGCUGUAUGAGGCCUUAUUCGUACCACAACGAAUGAAUCUUACAUCAUUACCAAAAAACCAAACUAAAUUAAUAUUUCUUAUAUACAGCUUUAUUCGUGAUCUUACCACUUUGAGUGGUAUUCUUUUGUUAUUGCACCCCGAUGUAUUCAAACUUUUUCACUGCAUAAUUAAAAAAAAAUAUAUAUCUCAA
This is a messenger RNA of Drosophila ficusphila, 1621 nucleotides long. RefSeq lists its product as uncharacterized. Gene Ontology annotation, molecular function: protein binding. The record is from RefSeq and is a predicted model, not a curated record. Lineage: Eukaryota; Metazoa; Arthropoda; Insecta; Diptera; Drosophilidae.